This is a messenger RNA of Liolophura sinensis, 753 nucleotides long. RefSeq lists its product as uncharacterized. Bases 21 to 656 code for a protein of 211 amino acids. The transcript is spliced from 6 exons. The record is from RefSeq and is a predicted model, not a curated record. Lineage: Eukaryota; Metazoa; Mollusca; Polyplacophora; Chitonida; Chitonidae.
CAUUUAACUGACGAAUUACCAUGGAGUGGACAACCAUUACCAUUCUGUGGGCACUUUUAACAACAUUCGCCGAGGCAACUCUCGCCGGUGAGCCCUGUGUUGACGUCACCGGAGCGCCUGCAUCAGAAUGGCAGCGCUGCCAGGGUUCUUGCUGCUCGGCACGAUGUUCAUGUAUUAACGUGGAUGGAGAACCUCAGGCCGACUGCCAAGUCAUCUGCGCAGGCAUCGCCUUGAGACCCGGAUGUCGCCUCCUCGAACCGUUCCAGAACUCCACACAUAUGGACUGCUGCAGAACGGAAUGCACAGAACAAACAUGCCAAUCAUCCAGUGGACGACAUUUUGGGGAAGGAGAGCGCUGGACGGAGUGUAAUCUUGACCAGGGAUGUUGUUGGAGAAACUGUCAGUGUGUGAGGGCCGGGAACCAUCUGCUAGGAGUGUGUGAGCAAGAGUGCUUGUCUGCCCAGCUGCCAAGAGGUUGCUUUAUCGCACAGUCAGUCGAAACUGAUGGCGUACAAAGGUGUUGUAACAUCAGAUGCCCUUUCUUACAGCACGGAUUCCCAGAUCUCUUAAGCCAGGAUUCCCAGAUCUCUAAAGCCAGGAUUCCCAGAUCUCUAAAGCCAGGAUUUCCUGAUGGGAGUGCCAUGAUGGUACAAUGAAGCCUCUUGGAAAUCAGUGGGACGCGGUUUCACUGAGUCUCACUCAUAAUGUGUAUUAUCUAUUGCAUUAAUAAAGAAACCGUUUGCAAUUCCUUCU